Pipistrellus nathusii (Nathusius's pipistrelle) is the source of this 2397-nucleotide messenger RNA. NCBI's taxonomy places the organism in Eukaryota, Metazoa, Chordata, Mammalia, Chiroptera, Vespertilionidae. The record is from the annotation of a GenBank genome assembly.
AUGAAUUUACAACUGAUUUUCUGGAUUGGACUUAUUGGUUCAGUUUGCUAUGUGUUUGGCCAAGCAGAUGAAAAUAGAUGUUUAAAAGCAAAUGCCAAAUCAUGUGGAGAAUGUAUACAAGCAGGGCCAAAUUGUGGAUGGUGUACAAAUUCAACAUUUUUACAAGAAGGAAUGCCUACUUCUGCACGAUGUGAUGAUUUAGAAGCCUUAAAAAAGAAGGGUUGUCAUCCAGAUGAUAUAGAAAAUCCCAGAGGUUCCAAAGAUAUAAAGAAAAAUAAAAAUGUAACCAACCGUAGCAAAGGAACUGCAGAGAAGCUCAAACCAGAAGAUAUAACACAGAUCCAACCACAGCAGUUGGUUUUGCAAUUACGAUCAGGGGAGCCUCAAACAUUUUCAUUAAAAUUCAAGAGAGCUGAAGACUAUCCCAUUGAUCUCUACUACCUAAUGGACCUUUCUUACUCUAUGAAAGAUGACUUGGAGAAUGUAAAAAGUCUUGGAACAGAUCUGAUGAAUGAAAUGAAGAGGAUUACUUCGGACUUUCGAAUAGGGUUUGGCUCAUUUGUGGAGAAAACUGUGAUGCCUUACAUUAGUACAACACCAGCAAAGCUCAAGAACCCUUGCACGAGUGAACAGAACUGCACCAGCCCAUUUAGCUACAAAAAUGUGCUCAGUCUUACUGAUAAAGGGGGAGUAUUUAAUGAUCUUGUUGGUAAACAGCGCAUAUCUGGAAAUUUGGAUUCUCCAGAAGGUGGUUUUGAUGCAAUCAUGCAAGUUGCAGUUUGUGGGUCAUUGAUUGGCUGGAGAAAUGUUACACGGCUGCUGGUAUUUUCUACGGAUGCUGGGUUUCACUUUGCUGGCGAUGGGAAACUUGGUGGCAUUGUUUUACCAAAUGAUGGACAGUGUCACCUGGAAAAUGAUAUGUACACAAUGAGCCAUUAUUAUGAUUAUCCUUCCAUUGCUCACCUUGUCCAGAAAUUAAGUGAAAAUAACAUUCAGACGAUUUUUGCAGUUACUGAAGAAUUUCAGCCUGUUUACAAGGAACUGAAAAAUUUGAUUCCUAAGUCAGCAGUAGGAACAUUAUCUGCAAAUUCCAGCAAUGUAAUUCAGUUGAUCAUUGAUGCAUACAAUUCCCUUUCCUCAGAAGUAAUUUUGGAAAACAGCAAAUUGCCAGAAGGAGUAACAAUAAGUUAUAAAUCUUACUGCAAAAAUGGGGUGAAUGGAACAGGGGAAAAUGGAAGAAAAUGCUCCAAUAUUUCCAUUGGAGAUGAGGUUCAAUUUGAAAUUAGUAUAACUUCAAAUAAAUGUCCAAAUAAGAAUUCUGAAACCAUUAAAAUUAAACCUCUGGGAUUCACUGAAGAAGUAGAGAUUAUUCUUCAGUUCAUCUGUGAGUGUGACUGCCAAAGUGAAGGCAUUCCUAGCAGUCCAAAGUGUCACGAAGGGAAUGGAACAUUUGAGUGUGGAGCUUGCAGGUGCAAUGAGGGACGUGUUGGCAGACAUUGUGAAUGUAGCACAGAUGAAGUUAACAGUGAAGAUAUGGAUGCCUAUUGCAGGAAAGAAAACAGUUCAGAAAUCUGUAGUAACAAUGGAGAGUGUGUCUGUGGACAGUGUGUUUGUAGAAAGAGGGAUAAUACAAACGAAAUUUAUUCUGGCAAAUUCUGCGAGUGUGAUAAUUUCAACUGUGAUAGAUCCAAUGGCUUAAUUUGUGGAGGAAAUGGUGUUUGCAAGUGUCGUGUGUGUGAAUGCAAUCCUAACUACACGGGCAGUGCAUGUGACUGCUCUCUGGACACAACUUCAUGCAUGGCCACAAACGGACAGAUCUGCAAUGGCCGGGGCGUGUGUGAGUGCGGUGCCUGUAAAUGCACAGACCCCAAGUUUCAAGGCCCAACUUGUGAGAUGUGUCAGACCUGCCUUGGUGUCUGUGCUGAGCAUAAAGAAUGUGUUCAGUGCAGAGCCUUCAAUAAAGGAGAAAAGAAAGACACAUGUGCACAGGAAUGUUCCCAUUUUAACAUUACCAAGGUUGAAAGUCGGGACAAAUUGCCCCAGCCAGGCCAGGUGGAUCCCCUGUCCCACUGUAAGGAGAAGGAUGUUGACGAUUGCUGGUUCUAUUUCACAUAUUCAGUGAAUGGGAACAAUGAGGCCAUUGUACAUGUUGUAGAGACUCCAGAGUGUCCCACUGGUCCAGACAUCAUCCCAAUUGUAGCUGGUGUGGUUGCUGGAAUUGUUCUGAUUGGUCUUGCAUUGCUGCUGAUUUGGAAACUUUUAAUGAUAAUUCACGACAGAAGGGAAUUUGCCAAAUUUGAAAAGGAAAAGAUGAAUGCCAAAUGGGACACGGGUGAAAAUCCUAUUUAUAAGAGUGCCGUGACAACUGUUGUCAAUCCGAAGUAUGAGGGAAAAUGA